This is a messenger RNA of Naegleria fowleri, 852 nucleotides long. RefSeq lists its product as uncharacterized. The transcript has a single exon. The record is from RefSeq and is a predicted model, not a curated record. The coding region runs from base 1 to 852 and encodes 283 amino acids. Lineage: Eukaryota; Heterolobosea; Eutetramitea; Acrasida; Naegleriidae.
AUGAAUAGCACACCUCACCAUUUUGUGGUUCAUGACGAUUCUCAUCUUAUGGUUCAUAUUGACCAAACAACAAUUAACCAACAUCAUCACGGACAUGACAACACUCUUCAUCAUCCAUGUGGUGUUGUUAUGGAUCCAAGGAUUCCCAAUGGUCAUCAUGAUAUGCUGCGAGCGAGUAGUUGUCAUGAAAAGUCCUUUCAUCCUCCUAAGGCAACAACAACACUGAACACUUCUUCCAAAAAGAGAGAAAGAAGAGAAUAUUCAGAGGUGGUGAGGGUGGAUUCAUUCCAUGUGGAUCACAGCCAGAAUGAUCUCACCACCCACUCAAAACCCAAAAACAGAAAAGACGUAUUGAUCACUAAUUCCAAGAGAGUUGUGUCAGGAUCCCCUCGUUUGCCUGACAUGGUAGUAGCAUCUUCACCAAUGACUACCAUCACCUCAGGUACCAGAGCCACAAUAAACUGGACUUGUAUCAGAUUCCACCAUCCACCACCACCACCACCACCACCACCAAAAAACAGAUGUUUCUCAACCAUUUCACCCAAUGGGUCCUCUAACCCAACAACAACCUUCAUUUUCCAACCUUUCGAUUUCAAAGGAGAACGUAAAGUCAUUCGAAAAAGAACAAGCUCAUCCAUCACUAAGGAAGAAAUGCUCUCCGUCUUACAUUUAUCUCAACAUCAGGCAUGUCAAGUCCUUGGUUGUAGUUUAUCGACGGUGAAACGAAGAUUCUAUGACUUGAAGAAUGAAAUUGGACUUUGUAAAUGGCCGAAGGAUUACUUUACUUUGAUCGAUACGAAACUAUUUGCCAAAAUUUAUCCUUUAUCUUUACAAUCAAUUCAUAUUGAAUGA